This is a messenger RNA of Nannizzia gypsea CBS 118893, 1521 nucleotides long. Its product is annotated as cycloheximide resistance protein. Lineage: Eukaryota; Fungi; Ascomycota; Eurotiomycetes; Onygenales; Arthrodermataceae. The transcript has 3 exons. Gene Ontology annotation, molecular function: transmembrane transporter activity. Bases 1 to 1521 code for a protein of 506 amino acids. Gene Ontology annotation, biological process: transmembrane transport. The record is from RefSeq and is a predicted model, not a curated record.
AUGGUUAAUAUAGGCAUGCCAUUAAAAAACCUCGACAACAAUUCGGAUGCUCAUGCCGACUCUGGCCCCAUGCAUGAUGUUAAACAGUCAUCACCAGAGAAGUGGUCGGAUGACGCGGUGCUGGAUCCCGACGUGAUCAACUUUGAUGGGCCUGACGACCCAGAAAAUCCCAUAAACUGGUCUUCAAGCAGGAAGGCAGUGGUCAUCGCAAUGGUAACAUUGAUGACACUAUUAUCACCUAUUGGCUCGACAAUCAGCUCCUCUGCAGUGGCCGAUAUCAAAACGUACUUUAACGCUACCGGCGAAACACUUCUGGCAUUUGCGACCACAAUCUAUGUUUUAGGCUAUGCAUUCGGCCCUAUCAUGAUUGCUCCUCUCUCCGAAAUGUACGGGCGUGCAAUUUUGUAUAAGAUUUGCAUCGUCCUGUUCCUCAUCUUCAAUGUUGCUUGCGCCGUGGCUAAUAAUCUUUCGUCCCUUAUUGUGUUACGACUCCUCGCCGGAAUUGCCGGGUCGUGUCCCGUCACACUUGGAACAGGCUCAAUCGCCGACAUGGUUCCACAGGAGAAGCGCGCGGGAGCUAUGGCUGGCUAUGUGAUUGGUGCUGUGCUUGGACCGUCUAUCGGACCCAUUGUCGGUGGCUACUUGACACCCAGGGCGGGAUGGCGCUGGGCCUUCUGGCUAAUGGCAAUUGCUACUGCACCCCUUGCUGUAGUGGUUGUGCUCUUCAUGCAGGAAUCGUAUCCCUUUGUGUUAAUCAAGCGCAAAACGGAGCGCUUGCGCAGAGAAACUGGUAACAUGAAUCUUUGCUCUGCCCUUGACACAGGAAGGACACCGUCUCAGCUCUUCGCCUUCUCUAUUUUGCGCCCGUUGAAGAUGCUUCUCUUACCUAUAGUCUUCGCUCUAUCACUGUAUGCCGCCGUUGUGUACAGCUAUCUGUACUUAUGCUUCACAACUUUUCCGCAAGUAUUUGGUGAGCAGUAUGGAUUUGGCAGCGGCGCGUCAGGCCUAGCGACACUGGGGAUAGGUGUCGGCUCUAUCUUUGGCGUUUUUUUCUGUGGCGCUGUAUCGGAUAAGCUAUCGGCCUACCUGACCAAAGAACACGGUGGGUCGAUUAAACCGGAAUACAGGCUCCCAAUGAUAGUUGUAGGAGGAAUUUGCGUGCCCAUCGGCCUGUUCUGGUACGCUUGGACGGCCGAGAACAAGGUGCACUGGAUUGCGCCGAUCAUUGGGACCGGCUUUCUCGGGGGCGGUAUGAUAAUUACAUAUAUGGCUAGCACCUUGUAUCUUGUCGACGCAUACACAGUCUAUUCCGCCUCAGUGACAGCUUCGAGUACCAUUUUCCGUUGCCUUUGUGCAACAUUUCUGCCCCUCGCGGGCCCUGCUAUGUAUGGUAAGCUGGGGGUUGGCUGGGGAACUUCGCUCCUUGGAUUUAUUGCUGUCGCAUUCAUUCCACUUCCAUUCAUCUUUUACAUUUAUGGACAGCGGUUGCGUGAGUCAAAGCGUUUGAGGAUUGAUUUCUGA